GGAAGUAGAAAUCUUCAAUUCCUGAGUCAUCGCGGUUCAAAAUCAGAAGUCUGAACCAAAUUACUAUUAUCAUCCAAUAUUUCUGUCUUAAAUUAUCUUCUGGGAUUAACUUCAAUGGAGGGCUCUGUAUCAAAUGUAGAGAUAUGCAAUUUCGCAUACACAGGGCAAUUUGACAAAUUAAGGCAAUGCAUUUUGUCAGAUAAAAGACUCGCUUCUAAAACGGAUCAGGACCACAGAACUGCGCUGCAUUGGGCUUGCUCCGCUGGUCACACCGCUAUUGUUGAGUUUUUGCUAGACAUGGGGGCUGAUGUCAAUCUCCAAGAUGAUGCUUCAUGGACCCCUCUCCACAUCGCUGCUUCAGCAGGCAGAGAAGACAUAGUGCGCUCUCUGAUCUCCAAAGGUGCUCAACUUAACUCUGUCAAUCAAAAUGGCUGCACGCCUCUUCACUACGCAGCAUCAAAAGACAGAUACGAGAUAGCUCGGAUUUUACUAGAAAACGGAGCAGACCCCAACGCCACAGACAAAUUGGACUCUACUCCACUUCACCGAGCAGCUGCCAAAGGAAACUACCGCCUCAUCCAGCUGUUGCUCAAACAGAGUGCAUCCACCAACAUACAGGACUCCCAGGGCAACACACCACUUCACCUGGCCUGCGAUGAGGAGCGUGUGGAGGCGGCCAAACUGCUGGUGGAGCAUGGAGCCAGUAUUUAUAUUGAGAACAAAGAGGAGAAGACCCCUGUGCAGAUUGCUAAAGGGGCACUGGGGAACAUACUGCAGCGGAUUGUGGAGGGAUGAUGCUUUUCUGUGUGCUUGUAAAAGGAGUCACUGUUAACAAGAUACUGAGAGAGGAUCUUUCUGAUACUUAGCAGAGAGGAUAUACUUUACAAUGACAGAGACAUAACAAUGUGAUGUUCGCUCAGAACAUGUAACAAGAGAUGCCAGAUUUUUGAAGAUGGUUUUCUGCACUAUGCACAGUGUUUACCACAGCCAUUCAUACUACAGUACAUGAUGUCUAGAUGGCUGUAAUAUUUAAUAAAAAAAAAAUCAUUCUG
Messenger RNA from Boleophthalmus pectinirostris (great blue-spotted mudskipper), 1052 nucleotides. It is a transcript of the gene psmd10, whose product is annotated as proteasome 26S subunit, non-ATPase 10. Bases 115 to 795 code for a protein of 226 amino acids. Lineage: Eukaryota; Metazoa; Chordata; Actinopteri; Gobiiformes; Gobiidae. The transcript has 5 exons. Gene Ontology annotation, molecular function: protein binding. The record is from RefSeq and is a predicted model, not a curated record.